AAGAAGCUGUGUUUUGUUUCUGGCGGAAACAGAAGCGGAAGUCCCGGUAUUACCACUAGUAUUAUCAGUUAGUUUUAUUAAACUUUAACCCAGAACAUAGACAGAUAUAUCUAUAUAGAUAGAUAUAGAGCUAUCUCUAUGAGCCCAGGAGAGGAACGAUAACAGUUCUCUGAUCUCCGAGAGGUAUGUACUACUAUCGCUAUGACAAUGCUGAGGUCAGCUGCUGCUAUAAAUACCUCAUGUUCAGCUACAACAUCAUCUUCUGGCUGGCGGGAGUGGCCUUCAUCGCCGUUGGUUUCUGGGCUUGGAGUGAAAAGGGAGUCCUGUUGGAUCUGACCCAGGUGACCCGUUUGCAUGGAUUUGACCCGGUCUGGUUGGUUCUGGUGGUGGGCGGAGUCACCUUCAUUCUGGGCUUUGCCGGCUGCGUGGGCGCUCUCAGAGAAAACAUCUGUCUGCUGAAGUUUUUUUCGGGCGUGAUCGGCUUCAUCUUCAUCCUUGAGCUGACGGUGGCGGUGCUGGCCGUGGUGUUUCAGAGUCAGGUCAGAGAAUGGAUCAACGACUUCUUCCUGGCUAACGUCAGAGGCUACCGAGACGACAUCGACCUGCAGAACCUCAUCGACUCUCUGCAGAGGAUGAACCACUGCUGCGGCGCCCAGGAACCAGACGACUGGGACCAGAAUGUUUAUUUCAGCUGUAACGGGACUCAUCGCAGCAGAGAAAAGUGUGGCGUUCCUUUCUCCUGCUGCAUCACGGACCCCGCGGACAUACCAGGAGUGGUGAACACUCAGUGUGGCUACGACGUCAGAAACAGACCCAAGAGGGAGUGGCCCAGUCAUAUCUUUACUAAAGGCUGCAUUGCUGCGUUGGAGGACUGGUUACCUGGAAACCUCUACACCGUGGCCAUCGUCUUCAUCGUCAUCUCUCUGCUGCAGAUGGUGGGGAUCUACCUAGCCCGGACUCUGAUCUCUGACAUCGAGAAGUCCAAAUUCCCCUACUGAGACCACGUGACGGGGGCGGAGCCUAACCCUGCAGGGGCGGAGCCUAAUCCUGCAGGGGCGGAGCCUAACCAUACAGGGGCGGAGCCUACCAUGCAGAUAUUAUUGGACCAAGUAUCUUCAGUCAGACGUGCCUUCUUCUUCUUCUUCUUCUUCUUCUUCUUCUCCUCUUCCUGUCAUCAGUUCGCUGCUCUCCUGAUGAUGCUGUUGUCAUGGUGACUGAGAACCUGUCUCCUUGACAACGUGUUAUAUUGUGUUUCUGCACCAGACUGCCUUCACUUCUGUUAAAGAACAAGCUGUUUACUGUUCAGUGCCUCAAAUCAUCUCCUUCUUCUUCAUCAUCAUCACCACCAUCAUCAUCAUCAUGUCAUCAUUAAUGAAUCAAUCGUUGUUUAAACUGUGUUGUGAUGUGUUGCGCUCUCAUUGGCUGAGAGGCUGUCUAUCAGAAACCACAGAAGAAGAGUCAGAGCUGCCGAUCCGAACCAGAAACCAGAUUUAUCUCCAAUAAUUCAGAUUUAUCGCCAAUAAUUCAGAUUUAUUCUCCAAUUAUUCAGAUUUAUUAUGUUUCUUUAUCUGUAUUCAGAUGUUUGAGUUUAGGCAUCCAGCUCAUUGGUCAGGGCAUGUAAGCCCCGCCCACACACCCGCCCGACCAAUCAGGAGUCAGCUGGCCAGUUAAAUUGACCAAAACGUAGAAAGUGGGCGGGAGUUACAGAUGUUUGAUUGAAUAUGACGACUUUAUCGACACUGGAUUCCUGUUAACGAGCUUUGAAUAAAUAAAGGUUUGUGUUGAAAUGUUUUGUAUUAAUAAAGAUUUCAGGAUCUUUGAGCCAAUCAGAAGAAGCCUUAACUUUCUGCUUUUCCUGUUCCUGAUUUAAUUUGAGUUUUUGUUUAAUUCUGAAGGGAUUCUGUUUUUAUAAAAGUGUAUUUUAUGUCUUUUUAUAUUCAUCAAAAUAAAGUUUGGUCUGAGUUGUUUAAAA
This is a messenger RNA of Perca flavescens (yellow perch), 1972 nucleotides long. RefSeq names its product tetraspanin 14 (gene tspan14). The record is from RefSeq and is a predicted model, not a curated record. The transcript has 9 exons. The coding region runs from base 186 to 998 and encodes 270 amino acids. NCBI's taxonomy places the organism in Eukaryota, Metazoa, Chordata, Actinopteri, Perciformes, Percidae. Gene Ontology annotation, cellular component: plasma membrane.